UAAUACAUUUUGUCCAUAUAUUUAUGAUAAGAUAGCACAAAGCUCAACAUAUAACUUCUUAACAAUAACGUAAUCAUUAACAAACAAGAAUGGGGAAAUCCCCUGUUUUGAUGAUUUACUAUUCUUGUUUUUUUCUUCUUCUUGUCUUUCAAACACUCCAUGGUGUUAACGCUGUCAGGUGUUUCGGAAGCUUCUUCAACCGCAACGGCACCUACGCUCAGAAUCGCCAGAAACUCUUCUCUGAUCUUGCUGAUAAAGUCGUAGCUAACAAUGGAUUCUAUAACGCUUCACUCGGUCAAAAUCCCAACAGAGUUUACGCUCUUGCCAUCUGCGCAAGAGGCUACGACCAAGAUGAUUGUCUCAGUUGUGUCCAAGGAUUGGCUCAGGAUACGCAAAAAAAUUGUCCAAGCCGCAUGGAUUCGUUUAUAUGGGGAGGCAAUGAUGACGUUUCUUGUUUUUUACGUUCCUCAAACUACUCAACCUUUGGGGACCUCCUCCUUGGACCUUCUGUUGUAUCGCCAAGUCCAGAUCUUGUCGAGGGAUCUAAAAACAUGACCCUUUUUGUAAAACAGUGGGAAGAAAUGGUUAAUCGGACCCUCGAGGCUGCCACUAAUGCUAAAAACUCCUCGGUACUUAGGUACUACAGUGCCGAAAAAGCCGGGUUCACGGAGUUUCCAGAUGUUUACAUGAUGAUGCAAUGCAUACCCGACAUAACUUCCCAAGAAUGCAAACAAUGUUUGGGAGAUUGCUUGACGUAUUACAGAAAAGAUUAUCAAGAAAGAAAAGGAGGCAUGUCUAGUCUUCCUAGCUGUUUUUUCAGGUGGGAUCUAUAUUCUUUCCACAGUAGAGCUUUUGAUAAUGUAACAAGAAUUCCUGCGCCUCCUCGGCCUCCGGCUCAGGAAAAGGAGAGCUGCAUAACAAAAAAGAAAGGAAGAAGCAUUGGAAAUCGCGGUAGUAUAGCAAUAUUUGCGGCUCUUACAUUCACUAACCUUUUGGUGUUUAUUGGCUUCAUCAAAGUUUUUACAAGGAGGGGAAAAUAUAAAAAUGGCAGUGCAGAGUAUUCUGAUUCUAAUGGUCAAUUCAUGUUACGGUUUGAUCUCCGUAUGAUCUUAUUCGCAACCGAUGACUUCUCUUCUGAAAAUACGAUUGGCCAAGGUGGAUUUGGUACUGUCUAUAAGGGGACCUUCCCAAACGGGCAAGAGGUAGCGGUGAAGAGAUUAACAAAAGGUUCAGGACAAGGAGAUAUGGAGUUUAAGAAUGAGGUUUCACUCUUGACAAGACUCCAACAUAAGAAUCUGGUUAAGCUUCUUGGGUUCUGUAAUGAGGGAGAUGAAGUGAUUCUUGUCUACGAGUUUGUCCCCAACGCAAGUCUUGACCACUUUAUAUUCGAUGAAGAAAAGCGUUCGCUUCUUACAUGGGAGGUAAGGUUCAAAAUUAUAGAAGGAAUUGCUCGAGGUCUUGUUUAUCUUCAUGAAGAUUCUCAGCUGAAGAUUAUUCACCGAGACUUGAAGGCGAGUAACAUACUCUUAGAUGCAGAGAUGAACCCUAAAGUUGCAGAUUUUGGAACAGCAAGGUUGUUCGACACUGACGAGACUCGAGCUGAAACUAAAAGAAUAGCUGGAACCCGUGGAUAUAUGGCUCCUGAGUACCUGAAUCACGGGCAAAUCUCAGCUAAAUCUGACGUUUAUAGCUUCGGUGUCAUGCUUCUAGAGAUGAUAGCGGGUGAAAGAAACAAGAACUUUAAAGGAGAAGGACUUGGAUCCUUUGCAUGGAAGAGGUGGGUUGAAGGAAAGCCUGAGAUUAUCAUUGAUCAUCUCUUGAUAGAACAUCCAAGAAACGAUAUCAUCAAGUUGAUACAAAUUGGUUUGUUGUGUGUUCAAGAGAAUCCAACAAAGAGACCAACCAUGAGCUCAGUGAUCAUUUGGCUUGGCAGUGAUACUAUUACCAUUCCUUUACCUAAUGCACCUGCUUUCACUGGAAGUCUAUCACAAUCUGAAAGUAGUACAAUGUCAAUGAGUAACGAUGUCUUCACGGAGUUGAGUUGUCGUUGAGCUGUAAAUUACCAGUUCAUAAAAACAUUGUUUCCGAAAGCAAACUAUACAUUCUAUCUUCUGGUCUUUAGAUAUAUUUUCCUAAGCUUCAUCUCAAAGUGUAUCUAUUAACUAUGCUAUUACGCCAUUUUCGAUCAUGUGAUUUACUUCAGUUUA
This is a messenger RNA of Capsella rubella, 2207 nucleotides long. Its product is annotated as cysteine-rich receptor-like protein kinase 40. The coding region runs from base 90 to 2051 and encodes 653 amino acids. The transcript is spliced from 6 exons. The record is from RefSeq and is a predicted model, not a curated record. NCBI's taxonomy places the organism in Eukaryota, Viridiplantae, Streptophyta, Magnoliopsida, Brassicales, Brassicaceae. Gene Ontology annotation, biological process: protein phosphorylation. Gene Ontology annotation, molecular function: ATP binding; protein kinase activity.